Molecule: messenger RNA, 1392 nt
Organism: Metarhizium acridum CQMa 102
Lineage: Eukaryota; Fungi; Ascomycota; Sordariomycetes; Hypocreales; Clavicipitaceae
Source: RefSeq, a predicted model, not a curated record
AUGGAAGAAAAAGGGGUUGGCCAGCAGCGGUAUAGAUUUAAACAUCAGUCGGCCUCGCUCUCCGUCGUGAACCAGCAGCACGCCGCGGCUCGUUCGCGCGUCGCCAGCCCGCCCAGCAACGGCGCGAGCAAACUGGCCGACUCCAUCGUUGGUCUGUUUGAGGCCCGUCAUCCCGGAUACAAUCUCAGUGCCAUAGUGAGGAAGUCCACCGUCCAGCACAUUGGCCACUCCCCGGUGCUUGAUGCGUCUCUCGCCGCAAUGGUUGGUAUUGUAGAGUCCCUGGCGUCUGUGGAGUCAUCAUCAUCGUCAUCACGACUGCAACUAUGCCGCUCAAGCACCGGGCCUCUCCACAAGUACACGUCUGCCCUGGGCGCGCUCCGCGAGAGCUUGGAUAAUCCCGUCAUCCGGUACCAGACGGACACCCUGCUCGCUGUGUUUGUGCUCUCCUUCUGCCACAUGUGGCUGGUUGACGGUGCUGAUGAGUCUCGCGGCCAUAUGGACGGGCUGGCGCACUUGAUCACUGCCGUGUUAAAUAACGAUGUACAACUACAAGAUCAAGCUCAGUUUUCUGAUGACGCUCUGAAGCUUGCCGCAAUACAAUUGCUUCGGUCAAGCGCGUUCAACAGUGAAAUUCACAUUUAUCCCUGGAUAUUCAAAGUGUUUGAUGCAGCGGCCGAGCCGCGCCAUCUUACGCCUCGGCCAUGGCACAAACGCAAGACGAAGAAACCGCUUUGGCCGUACGACUUCUACUGUCUUGACAUCAGCGUGUACCUGAUCAUACCGCAGCUGCUGCGACGCCCGAGGGAAAACAUCAAAUCAAUCGAAUUGAUAUACAACAUGAUCAGACACGCCUAUCCAAGAUGCGUUAGAGAUGUAAGCCCCACGCAUGAUUUGACCGUCGAGGAUAAAAUAGAGCACGAAGCCUUUAUGCAGGCCAUCCAAGUGGAAGCACGGUCGCUUCACAUCGCCAUCGGCCUCAACUUCAAUGCCUUCCUGCGCGCAUCUGGCAGAGACUUUGAUGACAGGCAACUAGCAGAGGACCGGGCCACAUUUUGCGCCGAUGCCGCCACGCUGGCAGACAAGUCCAAGUCUCAGCUUCCGUUAAGCGCGCACCACAUCCCUCUGUCCACAAUUGCGGCAUGGUGCACCGCAGAGCAAGGUUCUGAUUUGGAAAUCAGGCUACGCCAGCUGCUGGAAGAUUACCGCUCUUCGUACGCCAUGAUCCAUGUCUUGCAUUCUGCUCCUUACUGGCGGGAAGCCCCGGAAAAACUGACGCGUGAGAUCCCUUGGUUCCCGAAAUAUAUUGGCAAUCAACGAGGAAGUACGGCGAGCACCGAGGAUAAGGAUGAUGGGUUUGACGCAGAAAUGUACGAGUAUUGCUGCAUUUUGUGA